Molecule: messenger RNA, 4331 nt
Organism: Sciurus carolinensis (gray squirrel)
Lineage: Eukaryota; Metazoa; Chordata; Mammalia; Rodentia; Sciuridae
Gene: C13H2orf68
Product: chromosome 13 C2orf68 homolog
Exons: 4
Coding region: 431-928 (165 amino acids)
Source: RefSeq, a predicted model, not a curated record
GCGGCGGGGUGGGGAGUGGCCCCAGGAUGGAAAACUGGCGAUGUAAUGUCACAGCACGUGCGACAGGAAGACUGACGUGGAGGGGCGCCCACGCGGGCGUCCUUUUUCUGAAUUUCCCCUUUUUCCUGCACGGGGACUGGACUCGGAGCCUCGCCGAGCUAGGCAAGCGCCCUAUCACCAAGCCCGCCUCCCUCGCUCACGUCGCAAGGAAAACAAAGCCCCUGCGCAGCCGCGGGGGCCCAGCCCCGGCCGCCUGCGCUCCGCGCGGUGCGCCAGGCCUCAGGACCGGAAGUCGGGCCUCCAGCCGGAAGUCAGACUGGGGCCGGAAGUCGGGCCUCGGGCGAGGGCUCCGGGCCGCGGCGGGGCCGUUAGGCGAGGGCUGCCGCGAGGCCGCGGCGGGGCGGCGGCGGCUCCGCACCGCGGGCUCCAGAUGGAGGCGGCGCCGGUCCCCGGGCCGGGGCUCUGCUGCAAGCCCGGCGGGCGGCUGGACAUGAGCCACGGCUUCGUGCACCACAUCCGACGGAACCAGAUCGCUCGGGACGACUACGACAAGAAGGUGAAGCAGGCCAGGGAGAAGGCGAGGAGGCGGCACACGCCCGCGCCCACGCGGCCGCGCAAGCCCGACCUGCAGGUGUACCUGCCGCGGCGCCGAGAUGGUUCUACCCACCCGGGCAACCCAGACUGUGAGGAGUCCGGUGAAAGCAGCAGUAGUGGUGGCUCCGAGCUGGAGCCUUCUGGCCACCAGCUCUUCUGCUUAGAAUACGAGGCGGACAAUGGAGAGGUCACGUCAGUUAUCGUGUAUCAGGACGAUGACCCAGGAAGGGUGAGUGAGGAAGUGUCAGCACACACGCCUCUGGAUCUACCCAUGCGAGAGGCCCUCAAGUUGCGUAUCCAGGAGGAGAUUGCAAAGCGCCAGAGCCGACCCUGACCAGGUUGAAGUCAUUCUCUCCAGGCCAGAAUCACUGCACUCGGAAGAAUUCCGACUAGUGAGCCCACCCCUGGUUUGGGGAUGCCAGAACUUGUCUGUCUGAUCUUGAGACCCUUAUGAGCUGCUACAUCCACAAGGGUGUUGCAGGGCUACACUUAGCCCACCUCCCUUGCAGCGAUUCUUGUCUCUUGGCUCAUUUGCCUGGCCAACUCUUGGAAUUUUUUGAGAAUUUUGUUUAGAUAAUUCUGGUGCUCUGGAAGCAGAGACCUCAGGGAGAGCCAGGGUUUAUAAAGCCUUUUGCCAAUAUGCUGCUGUCUCACUGAGGUCAUACGCCUGGCCAGCCACUCUGUGAGCCGUGUUUGUUGCUUUACAGUUCUUUUCUUUCAUGUUUCUGCUCAAUUUCCACCCAUAGUUUCCUAGGCCCCUCUCUGCCCCCUUUUAGGUUUUUCUCUUUUCUUCAUCUUUUUGCCUUAGAUGGAAUCCAUCAGUUCCUUCCACCCUACCCCUUGAUGUGACUGUGCACCUCCUCAGCUAAGGAUUUGGAGGUGAUAACUGCUUUUCUAUCAAGUUCUCCAAGUUUUUCUGGCACCAGUAAUACGGGAGAGACUGCUUUGGUUUUGAGGCCUGUCUCCUUCCCCUUGCAUGACUUCUUCCACAUUCCUUCCAUGCUCCACUGCUUUGCACUGUCUAGAUGGGACACCUAGGAAGAAAAUGCUGGAGUUAAACUCUUAGGAUAUCUCACAGUGAAACCUGCUUGGCAUGGGCUAAGCAAUCCCAGCUUUUGAUCCAUCCCCAGCUGUGAAUAGACUAAAGGGAAAUUGUCAAGACAAGGUAUUAAGUCCAGAACAGUUUUGAACAUAUGUGCAAAGUGAAAGCAUUAGUUUGGAGCCCCAGUUGAGAAGAAGUAAAUGAGCCCCCCUUGCCUGCCCCAUGCUUAUUCCUUUCCUACCUCCAAAGAGUGUGGAACUGAGUAUGUCUGAGAUUCUUGUAGAUCCCAGGAAUAGCACCUAGAGAAUUUUUAUUUUUCAGAAUGGUCCCAGGAAUCAAAUCCAGGUCCUCUUGCAAGCCAGACAGCACUCUACUGCAGAGGUACAUCCUAACACAGGGUUGGACUGAGAGGACGGGGUGCCACUCAGUGGUAGGUGACUGCCUCCCUGCACAGGCCCUGGGAUCAGUCCCCAGCACCACACUGGGAGUGGGGGUGUGGUGGCACGGCUAAGAUCUGAAGUAUACAAGACAUCCUGUGCACCCAAGUUCCAAAGCACCUCAGUUUCCCAGCACAUCAGUCUGAAAUCAGCUGAACGAGGAGUGGGCGUGAGCCUGCGAGCACUGAGACUCCCUGAAGCCAAAGCCCCCUGCCCCAGGGGUUUCUGUGUAGCAGGGUCUCAAGAUCAGUCUGACUUCCAUCUCAACCGCUUUUCCCUUAAAGAACACCUGAGGGUACUGUUGGUUUGUGUCCUCUGCCCCUGGAAACUGACCCUUUGAAAAUGGGCAAGGCAGCUCCUUCAGCUGCACCAUGACCACAUUACCCCUGGGCCACAGCUGGCAGCGCCAGGAGCACUGAGAGCCAGUGAGGGGUGAGUGAGAAGCCUGUGCUCCAGACCCACGUUGCUGGCCCAGGGUUAAGUGCCUUCAGCCUGCAGUCCCAGGCUCAGUUCUGCUUUUAGAGGAGAAAGUCCCUGACCUCUACUUAUGCCUCUAGCUAGAAAGUGCCUUUGAACCUGGAAGGUCAGCUACCCUCCAGCUCCUCCUGGGCCAGGAGGGCCCUGCCAGACUCUGCCCACUUCUUCCUGCAGGAAAAGGACCAGUCUUUUUAGUCUUCCAACUUUUCAACUGAUCUGUGACUUGAAACAUGGGCUCUCACUGGAACUCUGGCUUCCUAAUUGAGGCAGGGGGGUCAGCUCACAGCUGGAUUACCUAUUUCCUGGCUUUAUAAUAGAACAUAGGAAGAGGGUUCCAAGAGGACUUGGGGGGCAGGGCACCUGAAACUUUAGCCUCCAUUCCUGCUCUUGAGGGAAGAGGUAAAAGAAGGCAGUGUUUAGUAAUUGCCUGCUGUGUCCUUUUAUGCGUUUGCCGUGUGAUCCUCACAAAGGCCCCUCGGGCCUUUAGAAACUUCUUAAUUUUAAUCCUAUUUUCUUGAGGCACUUUGUUUAUCAAGGGCAUGUAUUUCCCACCCAUGAAAGUAUUCUAACACAUGUAUGACUCUCAGUGUGACUAAAUAAAGUGCUGCCUGUACUUCAGUGAGAGGUGGUCCUUCAGAGCUGCCUCAGCUCAGCCCCACUGCUUGCCAUCACCCUUCAUCUGGGGCCAGGAUGGUGCCAUCCAGCCUUAGACCUGCCUCCAGACAGCUUGCACCUGCGUCAGACACUGGUGCUUCGCCCUCAGGGAGCAUGGCCACCGCAUCUCUUGCAGGUUCUUGGGCUGUCCGGAAGAGGACCACCCUCUGCUGUGCAGUGCAGGGGCAGCAGCCUUAGGCUGAAUGAAACCUCAGCAGGCUACUUCAGGAGGAGUACGCAUUUGACUAGUUGUGUUCUUGGUGUCUUAAAGAAAAAUGUGGUGGGCAUCUCUUGUCCAUUUGGUAUGGAGUGUCCCUCCCUCUGUUCUUAACUGAGGUUAAGACUGAAUUUUAAGGCUUCUGUUUCCUGGCCACAAAGGGUGGUCACUAAUAGGCAGAGGCUGGCAUGCAAGGUCUCGGUACUGUGCAGAGGUGAACAGUGAAGCUUCAGUCCUAGCCCCCUGGUAAGCCCGGGGACCUUUGAAUGCGGCGCAAGAGAAGAGAGGGCCGUGUGUGCAUGAGCUGGGAACCCCAGCCCCUCCAGCCAGUGGGGCCAGCACUGCUGAAGGGACACCACCAGCUGGAGAUGAGCACACAGUGUGGGAGCAGGCUCUUUGGGGGGCGGCAGGUGCCCAGCUUGCUGUAAAUUUGGCAGGAUCCAUGAACUCAGGGUGCUGGGUCCCCUGAUGGCUCACAAUUUAAAUGAGACCUUUGCUUAUGGAAAGAGGAGUAAGGAUGGGUUCCUCUCCUACCUCUGAACUUUUUGGGAGAAUCAUCAUGGAGUGCUGACACAUAUUUGAAAGUUUAACUCCCCCAAAUUCCUGUCUAGGAAUCACAUGACCAAGAAGCCAUAGGGCCCACCCCAGGUUUCUCUAGUUGAAGUGAGGCUAGGAGUGAGAACUGCGGGUGAAUGGCUCCCCUGCCUACUGGGAGCCGGCAGAGCAAGGCAGGCUGCACUGGCAGGGUCGCAGUGCCCAGUGCAGAAAAGCCGUGGUUCUGUCUUCUGGUUCUCAGCGUUUGCGCUGAUGUGGGUGAGCAAAGCAGUGUGCAAACUAUUUGAAAGUCCCAGAUGGAAGACACUUCAAAAGCUGUAUUUUUUUAACCAAUAAACUGUUUACAACACUUUUA